AUGCAGUGGGUUCGCGGCAAGUGUUUAGGGAAGGGAUCUUAUGGCUCGGUGUUCUUGGCCCAUCCAACCACCCCUGAUUGGCCGUUGCUUGCUGUUAAGUCUGCCUACUUCAGAAAAUCUUCUUCGCUAAUGAAAGAAAGGAGGAUCCUGCUCGGUCUUUUUGGCUCUGAAGGGAUUGUCAAAUGUUAUGGAUCCUGUUUGAGUCUUGAGUUUUUUACCACAGUUUACAACCUACUAAUGGAGUUUGCACCUGGAGGCUGUCUUUUGGACUUGAUCAACAAAACUUAUGGAGGAAAAAUACCUGAGAAUGAUGUGAGGCAGUAUGCUGGAAUGAUUCUUAAAGGUUUAUCUUCCAUACAUAAAAAUGGAUACGUUCACUGUGAUCUUAAGCCUGCCAACAUCCUAGUUUUCCCUUCUGAACAAGGAUUGAGUCAGCUCAAGAUUGCAGAUUUUGGCCUCGCCAAAGAACUUGGUGAAAGAGAUUUGGGAAAACCCUGUAGUUUCCGAGGAACUCCCUUGUACAUGUCUCCUGAAUCCGUAGGGAUUUCUGUGAUAAGACCAGCUUUGGAUAUUUGGUCUCUUGGUUGUGUUGUGAUUGAGAUGAUCACAGGAAAUCCACCAUGCAAGGGACUGGGCAUGCAAGGGUUAUUAAACCGUUUGGUGCUUGAGAGUGGAUCGCCUGACAUACCUGAGAAUAUGUCAAGGGAAGGGAAGGAUUUCCUAAGCAAGUGUUUCAUGAGAAAAUACUAUGAGAGGUGGACAGCUGAUAUGCUCUUGAAUCAUCCUUUUAUUGUCGAGGAAAAGUUUACUUAA
This is a messenger RNA of Manihot esculenta (cassava), 813 nucleotides long. Its product is annotated as mitogen-activated protein kinase kinase kinase 20. The transcript has a single exon. The record is from RefSeq and is a predicted model, not a curated record. Lineage: Eukaryota; Viridiplantae; Streptophyta; Magnoliopsida; Malpighiales; Euphorbiaceae. Gene Ontology annotation, biological process: protein phosphorylation. The coding region runs from base 1 to 813 and encodes 270 amino acids. Gene Ontology annotation, molecular function: protein kinase activity; ATP binding.